Messenger RNA from Helianthus annuus (common sunflower), 2114 nucleotides. Its product is annotated as histidine--tRNA ligase, chloroplastic/mitochondrial. Lineage: Eukaryota; Viridiplantae; Streptophyta; Magnoliopsida; Asterales; Asteraceae. Gene Ontology annotation, biological process: histidyl-tRNA aminoacylation. Gene Ontology annotation, molecular function: histidine-tRNA ligase activity; ATP binding. The record is from RefSeq and is a predicted model, not a curated record. The transcript is spliced from 11 exons. Gene Ontology annotation, cellular component: cytoplasm. The coding region runs from base 476 to 1915 and encodes 479 amino acids.
AAUAAUAAUAAUAAUAAUAAUAAGUAUUAUUAUGUAUAUAUAUUUUUUUUGAGUCUUUGUGUUUUAUGUGUUUUACAGGGGUAAUUUGGUCAUUUAAUAAAACUCAACAACAAAAUUCUAUCUGGGUUAGAAAUUUGGACUCAAAUGGUUAAAGAAAAUGCUUAUAGGGACUCAGGUCGUUAAACUUUUUGCUUUUAGACUCAACUAGUUAAAACCAAUAAAACAUAUAGACUCAGAAAAGUAAUUUACCCUUAAACCUUUUAUUUAAUGCACUUGUAUUUCUAUCGGCCGUUGGGAUGAAGAAACCACCACACACACACACAUGCUUCAACAUCGGAAGCCCAACCCGCUGCCUCAUGUCACUCGGACCCGGACCCGCAACUCCCUAACCGCAAUUGCCUUUGACUAAAAAAAAAGUCAAAAUCAUGAAAUAAAAACCUCAAAUGGUCCAUUCUCCUCCUGCAGCUGCUGCACAAUGGCUGCAGCCUCCUCAUCUCUCCUUAUCCUCCACCCCCGCCUCACCCUCUUCGCCACCACUCUCCGUCCUCUCUCCCUCUUCACUCACCACUUCUCUUCAACCACUCCUCACCAUCCCAAUGCCACCGGACGAUCUAUUUCACUCUCUUCUCCCCCCUCAGAUUUCGCCCAAAAGAUAGACGUCAAUCCUCCCAAAGGCACCCGUGAUUUCCCCCCUGAAGAUAUGCGCCUCCGCAAUUGGCUCUUCCACAACUUCAGAGAGGUUUCAGAACUGUUUGGAUUUGAAGAGGUUGAUUACCCUGUUCUCGAAACAGAGUCCCUUUAUAUUCGAAAAGCAGGAGAGGAAAUCAGAGACCAGCUUUACUGUUUCGAGGAUAAGGGAAAUCGUCGAGUGGCGUUGAGGCCUGAACUUACUCCUUCUCUAGCUAGACUUGUCAUACAGAAAGGAAAAUCUGUGCCCCUUCCGAUAAAGUGGUUUGCUAUUGGACAGUGCUGGCGUUACGAGAGAAUGACGAGGGGACGGCGGCGUGAACAUUACCAGUGGAACAUGGAUAUAAUUGGUGUUCCUGAUGUAACUGGAGAAGCUGAGCUAAUCUCAUCUAUUGUUACAUUUUUCAAGCGAAUUGGGAUAACUGCUAAAGAUGUUGGCUUCAAGAUAUCUAGCAGAAAGGUUCUACAGGAAGUGCUAAGUUUGUAUUCUGUACCAGAAGCUUCGUUUGCCAAAGCUUGCAUCAUCAUAGAUAAGAUGGGAAAAAUACCCAUGGAGGAGAUCAAGAAAGAGCUGAAGUUGGUUGAUUUAUCAAAUGAAGCUAUUGAGGAUCUACUGCAAGUUCUUUCCAUGAAGUCUUUAACGGAGUUGGAAGAGAAACUUGGAGACGCAGGGGAAGCAGUCAGAGAACUGAAGCAACUAUUUUCACUUGCUGAAAAGUUUGGUUAUUCAGAAUGGAUUCAGUUUGAUGCUUCUGUUGUUCGAGGCCUAGCUUAUUACACUGGCAUUGUAUUUGAGGGAUUUGAUAGAGAAGGUAAGCUGCGAGCCAUUUGUGGUGGUGGACGUUAUGAUCGUUUGCUUUCUACUUUUGGUGGUGAUGACAUUCCUGCAUGUGGUUUUGGAUUUGGUGAUGCUGUCAUUAUUGAACUGCUAAAGGAGCGACAACUUAUACCAGAAGUUCCACUUGAAGUGGAGAACAUUGUUUGUUCGCUGGAUCCCGAUCUUCAAGGUGCAGCUGCAACUGUUGCCACUCUUCUUAGAGAAAAGGGUCAGUGUGUUGAUUUGGUUUUGGAAAAUAAACCACUUAAAUGGGUGUUCAAGCGUGCAGCACGAAUAAAUGCACGAAGAUUGAUACUUGUAGGAAAGUCUGAAUGGGAAAGAGGCAUGGUUAGUGUUAAGAUCCUUUCAACUGGGGAACAAAAUCAGAUUAAUCUUGAUGACCUACAAUAGUCAGUCAGUCAUGUAGAAAUUUUUUUGGUCAUUACACAUUGUUUUUUAGUGUAUCAUUUUCAUCUUGAUGAUACUCCCCGUUCUCACGUUUUAAUGUUACGAUUCAUUCUUUCAUCCUCUGUUUUGGACUCAAUUGUAACCGAUAAAGAUUUGAUGAUGAGUUCAAUAUAUAUAAACAGAAAGUAGAUUACACGUCUUA